AUGGCAUCGGAAAUCCUAAUCAAAAUACUUCGUGCCAUUCCACGUUUCACGUUCGAUUUUCAUCCUGCACCAAAAAUAUUUACGCUACAAUUUGACAGCUAUUAUGUGCAGUCAUUAUUUGUUAUCGCUGGUGUAAUACUUUUCAUUGGUGCGGCAUUAUUGUUGACAAUUACCAUAACAUGGAUUUGUCAAUGUUGUAUCAGACAAGACACCAAUGUAAAAUCCAGGCGACGAGUUCGUCAGCUUUCACUCCUAUUAUUUAUCAUUAGCAUUAUAUGCUUCUUUUGUCUUGGAAUAUGCUUAUUUGGUAAUGAACAUUUGAAUCGUAGCAUAAUGAGUUCAAUUACCAGUGCUGAAGAUAUAUCACGGAAUUUGGUAUUUGCUGAUUCGCAGUCAGUUUUAUUAAAUGACUAUUGUUUGAAAACCAUUAAACAAAUCGAUGCAUUAUCAGCAGCUGCGGAAAGUGUAGCAGAAAAAACGACAGAUUUAAACAAAACGGCUUUACAUGAAUUUAUAACAAUAUUGGAUUCUGUGUCGCAAAAAGUUGAUUUAUUGGGCAUAGAUUUAACUUUUCUCAGGAAAGUAUUAUCAGGGAAUGUAUUUUUUGAGCGUAGUUCACUCUAUACGCAACGAAUUGAGCUAGAAAGAUGGGUUCUAUGUGCAACUUUACUUUCAAUUAUGCUGAUCGUACUUUUUGCUGGUGUCAUUGCAUUUUGUCGUCAAUCGAGAAAAGGCGCAGUGGUAUUUUCUGGUCUUGGCUUUGCAAUUUUUAUUGUUGGAUGGUUAUUGCUAGCUGCCAUAUUUCCAGCUUCUAUGGCAUUCGUAGAUUUUUGCGCAGAUGGUACUCAAUUCAUCCGGGAAUAUAUGUCAGAUGAAGCUAUGGCACUGUUUGAAUUUUAUCGAGAAUGUAAUCCAACAAUGAGUCAUGAUAAUUUGCCAAGUGUAAUUCAUAUGGAUAAAAUUGGUGCGCAACUUUCGGAUAUACAAGAAAUGAGCCAAAAAUUUGAUACCCGAAUUGAAGCUCUAUUCAAUGCUAGUAGUAGAGAAACAGUUGAGCUCUUCGAACAGGUUAAGAUAAUUAAUGAUGGCAUAACAGUUGCAUUAAAAAGUAUAGGUGCUCUUGAAACAACCGUUUCAUGUUACACUUAUCACAAUGACAUAUUAACCAUGGAACGCAGUUUUUGCAUCGAUGGAAUCAUUGGAUCAUCCAUUAUGUUGUAUUGUUUAAUAUUACUUGAAGCAUUCUUAUUCACACUUUUACUUAUCGUAUCCAAAAGUUGGCACUUAUUUGCUCGAUUACCAUCAGAUUACGUAGAAGUAGACGAGGAGGAUCCGUUUUUUCCACGAGGAAAUGACAGUACAAUUCCAGUAGACAUUUAUGGCAGUCACGUUUUGAAUCCACGAACACGUUUCGCUAACUCUUUAGACCGUACGGAGCAAUCUACCGGAACAACAAGUGCAACAUGCGGUCUUACAAAUGGUUCCAUAAUAAAUAAUCAUACAUCUGCUUCAACAGCAUUACUGAAUUCGAACGCUGAAUCAUCAACACCACCGUGGCAUCGCGGAUUAACUUCACAAUCAUCCGCCGCUAAUGCUCCGCCUGCGGUAGGAACGAGCAGUAUGAUGCAUACGGCAUAUCAAACAAACACCGAUGAAGCAACAUACCAACGUCGUAACUAUCAUGAGCAAUUUGAUGUUUAG
Messenger RNA from Brugia malayi, 1701 nucleotides. RefSeq lists its product as uncharacterized. Gene Ontology annotation, cellular component: plasma membrane. The record is from RefSeq and is a predicted model, not a curated record. Lineage: Eukaryota; Metazoa; Nematoda; Chromadorea; Rhabditida; Onchocercidae. The coding region runs from base 1 to 1701 and encodes 566 amino acids. The transcript is spliced from 12 exons. Gene Ontology annotation, molecular function: intracellularly calcium-gated chloride channel activity; volume-sensitive chloride channel activity.